CUCAAAUUUAGGGCGCGGGCGCAGAAAUGGCUUAAUCCGGAUGUUAACUUGAAAUGGACUCGGUGAUUCUCUCGAUGUCUUCUCGGGGCCGACAUUUCAAUUUGGACGAUGCCGGCGGAAACUCAGUCAUGGAGUUAGAUGGCGUCAAUGGCUUUAGGAAGAAGAAGAUGACGAUCCGCUUCAUAAAUUUAUCGAUUACGCGAGGCCUUUGCUAUUAUUUGAAGAUGAAGAAAACUUCGAUCCUAAUGUUAAUGGAACGGAGACCAAUGCGGCCGGUUGGAGUUUGAUCGCCUUCCGGUUCCUCAGAACUUGUAUCGCCUACUUGAGUUCUGUUACCGCUGCGAUUUUGCUAUCUGAGCUCUCGCAGGAUUGAAUCUAUUGGUCCACUGGAAAUUUAUGAGAAGAUUAAUGGCUUACGGAUGAUGCAAAUCAGUCUUGUUGAUAAUGAUGAUUUCAAUUUAAAGUUUAUCGUGGGGUGAACAGGGGUUACUAGCCAAUACUAUAAGUGUUGGUUUACUUGCACUUGAUAGACCAUAAAUUGCAACUGUAAUUGAGAAUGGCAUUGGAACAAGUGAUGAUCUUUGUCUUGAAUAUGUUAGUGCAACACAGUUAUAUUUGGUGCCUUGCAUUCAUCAUAAGGAGCAAGGGAGUUGUAGAACCCCACCUCUCACCACACCAUGCACACACAAAAUUAAGAGACUUCUCUGUUUCUUGGAUCCCGUCAAUAUGCAAAUAUUCCACAGCACAGGUCUCUGUUUUAGCACAGAAUAUAAACCAAGCUUCAAGAACGCUUGGCACGUCGUAUCCUACACUUAGUACGUCUUUAUGAAGAUAAAUCUUAAUAGCCAUCUGUUUGUGAAGUUUACAGUCUUUUGUGGUCGACCUUCAAGACAAGAUGACUGGCAUUAGCUUAUAUGAUCGUUAGGAAGGGUAAGCGUUGGAUAUACAGUAUAUAGUGUCCUGACAUGCACCAUAAACAAGAAUCGCUUGGAGGCUUUAUGGAUUGAGAAUCAUGUUGGAGCUUCUUUUGUCAACUUUAGCUGCUUGCCAACAUUGUUUUCUCCUUGUCAUCUUAAACUUUCACGACUUUCUGAUCUUACGAAGCAAUACUCAUGGUACAAAGGUGAAGCUUUUUGUUUUUCCUUCUCGUUCUUUCUUUGUCUAUAGUAUGUUAUGUGUGAUGAGGAACUUUUCAAAAUGGAAAGGUUUCAGAUUUCUUUCCAUUUACCAGGACCACUAGAGAGCUCUAAUCGCUCAUCCCCAAUAGGCUACUUCGCUGAAAGGAUUUAUGGGAGCCGUACAUCAAUAUCCUUUGGAGAUCAAGUGAGGCAAAGCUCCGUACCUUUGUUGCUUAGAAGCAGCAAAGUAGGGAUUCCUCAUUCUUAUAACGUAAUAUAUAAACAACAAACGUUAGGAGAGAGACAAAUGACCAAUGAAGUUUCUCUUUUUGCAACCUUUUUUGGGAAUUUAGGGAAAAUUAGGCUUGAUAACGAUUUUGUUACUGAUUUCUGUUUUUGAAAAUUAUGUUUGGUUCCUCUUAAUUUCUUUAUUAUGGAUUUAGAAACAUAAUAGUGAAUUGAAGGAGGAAGAUCGGCAGAUGUGGAAAUAAUGACUAUUCUGUUAAUGAUCCACUUUCAUGGGAGAUUACUUUGCACUCAAGUGCAAGUGUGAAUAAUGCUUCAUUCAGGAGGAACUAUCUUUCUAACAGUGGCUGCUGCAAGACGGCAAAAGGUAUUGUAAAGACCUACAGGGCAUCACCAGAUUUUAAGCCCUCUUAAGAGCCUCUUUCUUGGCCGUCGCCGGGAAGAUGGAUUCAUCAAGAGCAUUGUCUCAUUCGAUUGAUGUUCCGGCGACCUCACAAGGAAGCUCUGAGGAAGAAUCUCUCCUAUCUUCCAUUGAAGGAAAAUUGGAAGCCUUCUGUUCAUCCAUUACCAUCUUCAGAGCUCCAAAUGAAAUCAGUAUCGAAGAUAGAAACGUCUUCGUCCCCGCCAAAGUCUCAAUCGGUCCUUUCCACCACGGCGCGCCACAUCUCGAAUCAAUGGAAAACCUCAAGUGGUGCUACUUGUCCGCUUUCUUGAAGAACAAUCCGUCCGUCGAUUUACAAUAUCUUGUUGAACUCGUUGUUAAAUCUGAGAGCCGAUUGAGAAAAUGCUAUGAGGAGGAGUUUUAUGGUUUCGACAGUGAUAAGUUUUCGCAGAUUAUGUUGCUUGAUUGCUGCUUCAUUCUCGAGCUGCUUUUGCGAUUCUCGAAAAAGAGGCUCAGGCGACGGAAUGACUCUGUUUUCACUACUCCUGGUUUGCUCUUCGAUUUGAGAUGCGACUUGAUGUUGCUUGAAAAUCAGAUUCCCUACUUCCUUCUCAAAGACGUUUAUGAAAAUGUGCAAGAUCCGACCGAGGAAAAUAUGUCUCUCAAUGACCUAACCUUCCGAUUCUUCAAAACUUUGGUUGUUGGAGAUCGGCAAUUAGUUUACGACAAUUUCACGGUGGAAGCAGAUCAUCUACUCGAAAUGGUUCACUCUUGUUUUCUCUCCACCUAUCCUCGAGUGGAGACGAACGACAAAUCGAAGUCGAGAGAAUUACCUAGUGCGUCGAAGCUUAAAACUGCGGGAAUCAAAAUCAAGAACGCCAGAUCUUCAAAGAGCUUAUUAGACAUCAAAUUUCAGAACGGCGUCCUCGAAAUUCCACCUCUCAAGGUGUAUCAGAAGACAGAGGUGAUUCUAAGGAAUCUCGUAGCGUAUGAGAUCCAUCAAUCCGGAAGCGACCGGCAAGUGAAAUCGUACAUCAAUUUCAUGAGCCACCUUCUCCAGUCUGAUCAAGACGUGAAGAUUCUCUAUAGAAGGAAAAUCCUAAUCGAUCAGGAAGACGACGAGGAGCAGAUUAUUCGAAAUCUGAAAUGGAUGAGCGAGAAGGAGAGCUUAUCGGGAACGUACUUUGCCGGCAUUGUUCAGAAAUUAAACGAGAAGCCGGACCGAUGCGUCGCACGGUGGCGGAAGUUGAGAAGGAAUCCAGUGGCCAUCGGCAUCGUCGCCGUUUUGGUGGUGGUUGUGAUCUUCGUCGCGGCCUUCUUCUCUGCAUUUUCAGUACUUCAGCGUCGUUACAAAUGAGCAAUGAGUGCAAACACAACCAUUUAUAUACAGUUUUAUGAUCAUAUUGAUCAACUUUCAAUUUAGCGAUCACUCCCUAAACUUCCAUUAUUUUACGGUUUUUCCCCUUCAUUAUUGCAAAAUACAUUUUGACCUAUAUUGAAAAUAAUGAAAUCACUUAGUAAUAAAAUUUUGUUUAUUUA
Cucurbita pepo subsp. pepo (vegetable marrow) is the source of this 3285-nucleotide messenger RNA. The record is from RefSeq and is a predicted model, not a curated record. NCBI's taxonomy places the organism in Eukaryota, Viridiplantae, Streptophyta, Magnoliopsida, Cucurbitales, Cucurbitaceae.